CAGUUUGUUAUCUGUCAAGUUACGAAGAGCAGUCAUAGCAGUUGAACAGUCCUUUGAAGAAAAUCCAUUUAGGAAUAUUGGUGCUCACUUUGGACUUGUUAGUGUGCAGGAUCAGUAGAGUGGUCCACUUGCCCGGUCUCCAACAACUGUCUAGAUAUAAAAAUGAACUGAAUUUCCUUGUCUUUAGAUUUUAUAGUGCAUCACUAUCUUCCUGUAACCAGAACAUGAAGAAUAUGGUGGUGAUUUAGGACCAACUUGGUUGUUGGCUUUUUCCUCACAAGUUGAGUGCCACUUUCUUCUUCCAGCUGAACCAAAAUGUUAGCUUGUUCUUUUCAGUAGCAGUGAGGGAAGAUGCAUGACAAUUCCUAUUGAAAGACUGUUACUCAGAAGUUUAUGUUCUGAUGUGCUCUGGCAAUGGUGAUAAGCCUCUGACUUGGUUUCUUCAGAAGCAGUGUCAUUGACUGCUCUGUUCUCCACAUUUUGCUGCAGAAAUAGAUCUUUUUUUGUGGCAAAUGCUUUCUGGAGUUUCUUGUCCUGUCCAUAUGAGGGGCUUUCCAUCCUUAGUGAGGACUUUUUUGGUGGGUUCCAACAAAACAGCAUCUCAUGCAACUGCAUUGCUUUCAGUUAGUAGUAAUUAUUUCUCUGAAUGCAGUCCUAAGAAGUUCAUCUUUAUUUGCAUUGUACUGAGGUUCUUGCCUAGUGCUGUCAUUAAUAUCUUGUUGUAUCCUUGUAUUUAUAAUUCCCUUAGCACUAUAAGAGUAAAGUCAGUAAUUAUAGGCUAUGCCUUUGAUUUUUUUGGAGCAAGAAGACUGAAGUCAUAGUACUCUUUACCCGUCUCUGUAACAUCUGAGUAUUUCCUGUGUGAAUCAACUUAAUAAGAAAAAUUGCCGCCUUCUGUCAAGCUAAUCUAUUCAUGUGAGAUUAUCCUUUGGCUAAAGGUCUCUGGAUGGCAGACUCUGAAAAGAAACGCUGUUUUAAGAGACACCAAAGAUGCUAACGAGAAAGAUUAAGCUUUGGGACAUUAAUGCCCAUAUAACCUGUCGUCUGUGCAAUGGAUACCUGAUUGAUGCUACUACUGUAACAGAAUGCUUACAUACUUUCUGUAGAAGCUGCCUAGUGAAAUAUUUGGAGGAAAACAAUACCUGUCCAACCUGUAGAAUUGUUAUACAUCAGAGUCACCCGUUACAGUAUAUUGGUCAUGACAGAACAAUGCAAGAUAUUGUUUACAAACUUGUGCCAGGCCUCCAAGAAGCGGAAAUGAAAAAGCAAAGGGAGUUUUAUCACAAACUGGGCAUGGAAGUUCCAGGGGACAUCAAAGGGGAGACAUGUUCUACAAAACAGCACCUAGAUUCCCACCGAAAUGGUGAAACUAAAACAGAUGAAAAUUCAAACAAAGAAACUUCAGAGGAAAAACAGGAAGAAGAUAAUGACUACCACCGAAGUGAUGAACAGGUAAGCAUCUGCUUGGAAUGCAAUAGCAGCAAAUUGCGUGGACUGAAACGAAAAUGGAUUCGUUGCUCAGCACAAGCAACAGUCUUGCAUCUAAAGAAGUUCAUUGCCAAAAAACUUAACCUUUCUUCUUUUAACGAGCUGGACAUAUUAUGCAAUGAAGAGAUUCUUGGCAAGGACCACACACUCAAGUUUGUAGUUGUUACUAGAUGGAGAUUUAAGAAAGCACCUCUACUGCUACAUUACAGACCCAAAAUGGACUUGCUGUAAGAGAACUUUAUUGUCCUUCUGGACAGAGUUUUUUGCAGAGACUAUCAUCUGGCACCUUCUUAGUGCAUCACUAAUCACGUGACACAAGCCAGCCAAGUAAUUUUGGAAGACUAGGGCUUUCAUAGUGGACUGUCCUUCUGAAUAUUUCUUCUAGGGAUGUGUUACCUAGAUUUCUGGACAGAAAAUAUUUAUACUUUUUUUGUACGGAAGAAAGAAGUUGCAACUCAACAAGACACUACCAGCACUAAGUUUACAGAUGCGGAAAACACUUCACAGUUCCAUGUAGCUCAGCCUGAUUUAUCUCUUACAGUUACACAGAAAUAAGUUAGAAUGUUGUGAAGUGGUUUAAAAAUGUUGCUUUUGACACCAAGUUGCAUUUAGUUACUUUUCACAUUCUGAAUCUUUAAAAACUAUAUUUUUGCAAAGUGUUCUUGUCUUAUAUAGUAUGCCUGAUUGCAUUGGCUUUAUUCAAGUUAUUCUGUAGAGCAUUGAACAUACCUAAUAAUAUAGUGACUGGUGAUAAUUUAUUAUGCUGCAUUGAAAACUUCUCAAAAUCUGGGAAACCAAUAAGUUUGUCAUUUCUGCCCAGUUAUUGCUCUCCCUCAUUUUGUGUUUUAGUAAAGUUUUGACACGCCCUUAUGCAUGUUGAUUUGGUAAGAUUAAUAGAAAUAAUUUCAGUUGAUUUUAAUGUGCCCUGAUAUUUUGCUGUGGCAAUUGCACCACAUAAUGACAAAUACUCAAAAGAGCUGAGCUAGAUUUGUGAACUUCUUAAAAAAUAAACAUUUCUUAUGUAGUUGUGGCUUGCAGAAAUCAGUUUUUAAUUUAGAGAGAAUUUGUUCUCACUAGCUAUUGAAACACUGGCUCUUGGGCAACUUUGGGUGAUAUUGCACAGUUUUAAUUUCACUGAUUAAAAAUUCCUCAGAUCAUUAUAAGCAGCUCUGUAUUUCCUUUAGCUGUUUUCUUACAAAACCAUAGCAUUUUCUUUUGCGCAAUUCCUAGCUGUUGGGGGGGUGGGGGGUGGUGCGGGUCAGACAAGAUUAUUUUAGCACCUUCUGGCCUUAACUGAUAAUUCUGCUUGCAUCAGCUGUAAUGGAUGCAAGGUAAUCCACACGUGCAUAUGUAUGUAUGUGUGCAUACAUCUAUACACACAUAUAACUAUGUUGUGUUAUAGAAUGCAACCUCAAUAGCACUUGGCAGGGUUCACUGCACUUUUUGUAAGGCUUUUUGAAAUAGUUGGCUUUUUAAAAACAGUAGUUGAAAGUGAUUUCUGCAAGCUGUAUACAGUAUAGCAUAUAUAGCGUGAUUGUGAGAGUAUUUGUCUGGCACAGGUGUCAAGUCACUGAAAACAGGCUAUGCCAUAUUAUUGGUAGCUGGAAAUAGUUAACCUUCUAAUUGUUGGAAGAGUUCUCCAGUCAGCUGAAAAAGCUAGUUGCUCUUCCUGUUAUUAAACCCUGUUAUUUUUUGAUAAAUUGUCUUUGGAUAAGAAAAUAACUUUGCCUGUAACUGCCCUGCUUCCUUUAGGUGUGCUCCUUCCCCUCUUCUGCUAGAAAGUAGUAACAGGAAGCUGCUAACUGCAAGAGGUUUAUCCAAGCAUUUUAAAUCCUCUUCCUCUUCUUGAGUUUUCGAAGCACCACAUUGCUCAGCAUCUGUCCCAUAAUUUCCUUUUUCGGAGUCUUCAGUCCUCCUUCUUCAGCCCUGCUGCUGCAGAAGGGGUGCUCCAACUUGUGUUUACCUUUGAAAACAGGGUUUCUCAUUUUUAAUCACAGUCACAGAUGUGAAUGGGAAGGAAAUCAAGAAGUAUGCGAGCAGGGAAUGAAAGGGAGCAUACCGAGCUGUGGAGAGGGAAAGGAGAGCCGCACAAAGGCCAAAAAGGGCUGCUGUCCUUGCAGAUGAAGGUAUAGGAUAGCUGCAUUUGAGUGUUUGGGUUAUGCAGAACUCUACAUCUGGGCUGGGUGGCUGGGUUUUGGGGUGGGAGGGAUUGUCUGUGUGCAUGCAUAGAAGCAAUGGAAUCGAACUUGGCUCUGGUUUUGUCUUACUGUUCACGGACUCAGACGUAUGUAUUUUAGCUUUUUUUCUGUCUUUAACAUUACUUGAACUGGCAGAAGAGAACAAAUGACAUCAUGGGUCUACCACUUUUAUAAUCUUCUAAUGAAACAGUGAAUGCAGGUGGUAUGGAUGUUUAUACAAACUGACCUCCUGGGCCUUUCUGGAGCUACUUAUGUGGUUGUUACUGUCCUAGUGUAAAUAAGUGACUGGCUGUAGCCACUGAGGCACUGAAAAUAUGAACAGGGCUGUAAAUGUCCACCCUCUGUGCACCCUGAGUAUACAGACACUGGCUGUACCUGAUGUAGACAUAAAAUUAAAGCUGCCAGACAGCAUUCUGAUUAACCACCUUAAUCAGGAUAUAUAUAUAUAUAUAUAUACACACACACACAAACCCAAAUAUAUAUAUAUAUCUUUAUGUGAGAUCUGUCUACCUCAGAGUGUGUGUACUGCAGAAACUCUUUGUACGACUAGAUAUUGAUGCAGUUCUGUAAAAGUACAUUGGGAUUUUAGUACUUUCCUGUGUACUUGUGCAACUGAGAAAUUAGUUACGAGCAUGCAAAUUCAGAAGCCUUUCAAAUCUAUCUCUUGCUGUAACAAUCUACAGUACAGAACAUACAUUUAUAACCAUCUUUAGAAUCACUUGAAUUUGUUACGGUGCUAUCAAUACAUUGAAAACUCCAUUUAUACCUGUAUGGAUACAUAAAUUCAAGCCAGUAUUAAUACCUACAGCUGGUUUUUCUGCUCAUCAUUGUGUGUAACUGCUUUUGCCAUGUGUUUAAUCUGAUAAAACCUUACCAGUAAAAAGAAAAAAAAAAAUACAAACCCACCCAGUUAUUUUUCUAAAUCACAUGUCACAACAUCUUUGCUACAGAAAUUCUUUCCCUCAGGAGGGAUGUGACUGUGUCUGGACCAUAUGUUUAUUUCCUUUAGCCUUACUAGAAGACUACAAUGCAAUUGAAUUAAGGUCAGAGGGAGGUCUUCUUUGGGUCAGAGCCUUGUUUCACUUCUGUGAAGCUUAAGAGACAGUUAAUUUAUACCAUUUGUAUUGAGUAAAAUAACCCUGAUACUGUUCAAAGUUGGACUAAGAGUUGGACUCAGUGUAGGUAACUCUUAGUCGUAGUGAGAUCAUAUUAGUUUAUUUUGGCUUUCAUGAAGAUGCCAUUACUGUGAAGUAGUUUUCACAAUUGCUUACGCUGGUAAAUAAUUACAGUAAAGAAGUAUCUUGUUGCAUUAUCCUCAGCAGCAAUGAGACUGAUGAAUCACCCACGCUCAGAGUCUCAUUAAAUAUAGUUUCAUUAAAAAUAGAGAAUUCAGAUAGAAUAUAUAAUAUUGAAUUUAAAUAAGAUUUGGGGUUUUAAAUUUUAACUUUAUAAAAUUAUUUAUUCUAUUUUAAGCCUUCUGUCUUAUUUUACCAUCAAGUAUUUUUGGUUUCGGUGGUCCAGCUUUAUUUACGGGCAUAUAAGAUGAAAUUGUAAGAUGUUUUUACAAGCUUCUUCCUUUUACAUUGAGUUUGAGUAGCUUUUAUUUGUAUGUUUUCGUUUUGUAUGGAUAAAGAGCAUUAUGCUUUUGUGCAAUAGGUUUGAAACAUGCAUUUAUUAGGCAUAUGUUUAAAUUGUAAAUGUAGCACCUACUUACCAUUAAAUUUAAAAGGAAUGUAGAUGGUUUUUCUCACUGUUCAAAUGGGGUUUUAUUUGGGGCUAUUAUUUGGGGGGGUUGUUUUCUGAUUCGUUCCUUUUUUUAUUUUAAGAGUGAAGUGUGGGAUUUAAAUUUGUGUAAGUACAAGACCUAUCUGUCAGCAAUAUUUUAAAAUAAAUGAUCUUUCAAGAAACCUUAAUGUGAAUUGUGGAAGCAAUUGGCAAGACUUGCAGCCUAUCUGAAAAUGUUUUGUGCCAUUGUUAUGUCUGGUAUAUUUGUGUACCAUCAAACCUGGGAAUAUUUAUUUUUAUUGGUUGUGCAAUAGUAUAUAUACACAACACUAUCACCUCUGGGGAUAUGGGACCAUAAAAAAUAUCAGACUACAACUAUGAUGGUGCUAUUUUUUUCCAAUAGGCUGUGAGCCUUGGAAAGUUUAUCUGGCUCUUAUUGUCUUUAUAACAACAUAGUUAGUCCUAGGAGAUUCACUGAGGUUUUUUUCCCUACUGGAUGAUAAACAUAACCAGACAAUUAGCCUAUUUUACAGCAUUAUGUGUCUUACCAUUGAGCUAAAUAUAAUAGGAGAAAGCCAACCAGUCUGUACAUCAGCAAGAUGAAUGUUAAUAAGUACGUAAAAUGCAUUUUGUACAGAAGGCUUGACUGUACAGAAAAAUCAAGUUUGUGUAUUUCCUCAGGUAAUCACUUCAGUUUGGAUAUUUCACUGGAAACGUUAAUGCAACCUACACUUCAGUUAGUCCGCCUAAAGUUGAUAAGAAGGCAAAAAAAUUGUCCCAUACACUAGAAUCUCUACGAAAGAUAUAAUUAACUGUAACUAAGGUCUUGAGAUCUGUUGUUGAAAUAAAAAGUUCCAGAGAGAACAACAUUAAGGAACAUGGAACAAUGCUUCAAUCUCUGCUUUAAUCAAGACUUGCAAUCAGUACAGACAUUUUGUUAGAACUUGCAUCUUGCGGCAAGUCAACAGUAAUGUCUCACUGUGGAGUUAUGGUUUAUUUAUAUACAAAUUAAAGCUCUGGUCCUGUUAUUUGAUCCACAUUUGAUCAUCCUUAAGGCUUCUUGGAAAUCUUUCGAAGCCACAAUGACCUGUCCAGAUCCUAGUGGUAGGGCAGGAACUAAAUGUCCAAUUCUAUGAACACUUACAUUAGUAACUUUACUAAUAACCUGGAUGGUUCAACAGAAACCAGUGGGAUCAUUCAUGCAAAUGGUUAGGUGUGGCUGAAGGAAGAAGCCCUGAUUUUUGAAUACUGAUGUUCCAAUAUUUUUUUUUAUUUUUAUUUGAAACUCAAAGCAUUGGUUUAAUGGAAUCUUGAAUUCAAGUGACUAAUCUGGACAAAAGGAGAGUUUGUUCUUUCCUUCUGCAACAAGAUUUUGUUAUGGUUAAGGGACAAUAAGCCAGUGCAACCACUAAGCCUUUACCCUCAACAUGGUAUAAUAAAGAUUCUGGAACUGUCGCAGUGUAAAACCAUAUUUUUGGCUUAGCUUCAUUUGAAAGUUUACAAUUUUUUACGCUUUGUGUUGCUGUGUAAUUUUUGUACUGUUGGUGGCUAGUUUUGUCUGAAUAAGCCUUUUGGGAUUAUUGCUUAAUGUUUUGAUUUUAUGAUAGUGAAGCUUGUAUCCAGUGUUUUGCCAAUUAAUAUUAUAUGCUUGUUAAUAAAAGCAGAGAAACUAACUGAAA
Molecule: messenger RNA, 7090 nt
Organism: Harpia harpyja (harpy eagle)
Lineage: Eukaryota; Metazoa; Chordata; Aves; Accipitriformes; Accipitridae
Gene: PCGF3
Product: polycomb group ring finger 3
Exons: 10
Coding region: 991-1719 (242 amino acids)
Biological process (GO): regulation of transcription by RNA polymerase II
Cellular component (GO): PRC1 complex
Source: RefSeq, a predicted model, not a curated record